GUUUGCACAACACUAGUGUAGGACGUGAAGUAAAAAAAGACGCUUUCUCGUGUUUUGUAUUUGUUUUGUUACGAUUUUAUUUUAAUAACUGCUAUUUACUCCUAAUUAAACGUAAUUUUUGCUAUACCCUUUAAGUUUUGAAGCAAAUAAUGCUUGUAAAUUAGCAAAUACAGUGAAAAAGAUUAAAAAAAGUGGCAAAAAUGUCUAGUUCUCGGGACAUUUCUCAUAGUCCGUCGUCUAUAGCUUCAGAUGUGAGCUCCCUGUUCCAGAACCCGAAGAAAUAUGAAGAACUCAAUGUUAUUGGCACCGGUGCAUACGGCACGGUCUACAAAGCGAGGGACCUUCACAACGGCGGGCAAGUCGUAGCUAUGAAGAAGGUGAAAGUAGCCAUAACAGAAGACGGAAUACCGCUGUCCACACUCAGAGAAAUUGCUUUAUUGAGACAGCUCGAGGCUUAUAGGCACCCUAAUAUUGUCAGACUGCUGGACGUCUGCCACGGCGCCCCCUCGGUGGAGCGUGACCAGCAGCUGCUUCUGUACCUGGUGUUUGAGCACGUGGAGCAAGACCUGGAGUCGUAUUUGAAGAGGGCGCCCGGACCACUCUCUGAGAACAGGAUACGAUGCAUGUCGCACGAUAUCCUGUCGGGCAUCGACUUCCUGCACGCGCACCGCAUCGUGCACCGCGACCUGAAGCCCCACAACCUGCUGGUGACCGCCUCCGGCCGAGUCAAACUGGCCGACUUCGGACUGGCCAAGACUUACGAUACUGAAAUGAAGUUGACCAGUGUGGUGGUAACACUAUGGUAUCGCCCACCGGAAGUCCUUCUCGGUGUAUCAUACAACACAGCGGUGGACGUUUGGUCGUGCGGCUGUGUACUCGCCCAACUUCACACCAGAUCUCCAUUGCUGCCGGGAACAUCGGAUUCCGAUCAACUUCACUGCAUAUUCAGACUAAUUGGACGUCCGUCCCGCCGCGAGUGGCCGGACGCGGCGUCAGUGAUGCCGGACAGCUUCCCGGACUAUCCUCCAACUGAUUUUGCCGAUAUAUUCCCUAACAUACACCCACACGCAUUGGAACUUAUACGGGGCAUGUUAAUAUUCGACCCGACCAAACGACUCACCGCGUUAGAUUGCCUCGAACACCCAUACUUCACCGACGAGCCGUUGACGUAAGCCCACGGCGCCCACUGUUGGGAUUAAGUUAAGCUCAGAGAUUCUCAAUAUGUAAUUAAUAUGAUGCUACCGCGGGCGGACAAGCUUCAUUAAAUACUAUAAAUCAAAGUCACGUCAGAUCUUUAAAAUUACGCAACGAAUUUUGUUGCGGCUUUUUUAAUAGUUAAGAGUGAUUCCAGUGUUUUAGUAAUUUAUUAUGGUUUCACCCGAACGAUGUCGAGGAAGAGCCAUGCCCCAUUGCUCAGUCGCGCUCCGUCGUUUUGGCGUCCGUCGACACACAACGCAGAAAUUGUAUGGAGAUUCGACAAAAUUCAUAGAACAUAAAAAGAGUUACAAAGUGCUCCGUCAUUAAUUCUGGUAAAUCUGAUCUUUUGUGAUUAAAAUAGGCUAGUACAUAUGUUCCUAAAUGCCACCCAUCUUUAUAGGUUAAGUAAGAGUCAUGUCCCAUUGCUCCGUUGCGCCCCGUCACGUUGGCGUUCGUCGAGAGACAACGCAGGUAUUGCAUGAAAAUUCUACGUACGUCAACACAUGUCAAUGUUAAAACCUGAAGAAAACAACGGAACCGCGACUACUGAGCAAUGGGGCAUGGCUCUCAUAGUCUUAGUGCCUUUCUAGUGUCUUCAAAUUGAAUAAUCGUUUUGUUGUAACAAAAAAUGCAAGUUCGUAUCUCAUUAUACUGCCAUCUAUCCAAGUCUUUCUGAACUAACACUAGUGUCUCAUAAGUUCAAUAUAUAAGCAAUAGAUGGCGUUGUUGAAUAUUGUUGAUUAUUAUCAACAAAUUAUUUUUAUAAUUAAUUAAGUACACACACUGUUUCGUGAUUGUUAUUAGAUAUUAAUGAUAAGUACCUACAUAUAUUUUUGUACGGUUUAUUAAGUAUUUUUUCAAUGUUAUUGUGUAAAAAUUAAGUAUUUUUGUAUGAUGGAAAUAUACAAUAUUCA
Plodia interpunctella (Indianmeal moth) is the source of this 2111-nucleotide messenger RNA. It is a transcript of the gene Cdk4, whose product is annotated as Cyclin-dependent kinase 4. Bases 201 to 1172 code for a protein of 323 amino acids. Lineage: Eukaryota; Metazoa; Arthropoda; Insecta; Lepidoptera; Pyralidae. Gene Ontology annotation, cellular component: cytoplasm; nucleus; cyclin-dependent protein kinase holoenzyme complex. The record is from RefSeq and is a predicted model, not a curated record. The transcript is spliced from 7 exons. Gene Ontology annotation, biological process: G1/S transition of mitotic cell cycle; regulation of G2/M transition of mitotic cell cycle; protein phosphorylation. Gene Ontology annotation, molecular function: ATP binding; cyclin binding; cyclin-dependent protein serine/threonine kinase activity.